Molecule: messenger RNA, 340 nt
Organism: Staurois parvus
Lineage: Eukaryota; Metazoa; Chordata; Amphibia; Anura; Ranidae
Source: the annotation of a GenBank genome assembly
UCAUGCUGCUGCCAGGUCCAGAGUCUCUCAUGGGUCCCUGUACGGCCUCCCAUUGCUGCUGUCUCCAUCGCCACACUCUGCCAUGUGCCACUUUCAGGUCUCCUCACACUGCUGGUGUGUUCCAUUUUGUCAUAGGGUGCUGGCAGAUUACGGGCCUCCCAUUGCUGCUGCCAGGCCUGUAAUCUGCCAUGGGCCCCUGUACCGCCUCCUCAUGCUGCUGCCAGGUCCAGAGUGUCUCAUGGGUCCCUGUACGGCCUCCCAUUGCUGCUGUCUCCAUCGCCACACUCUGCCAUGUGCCACUUUCAGGUCUCCUCACACUGCUGGUGUGUUCCAUUUUUUG